AUGUAUAGCUUAAAAAUGCCUUCAAAAUUAAUUCAAACUUUCGCUUUAAUUUUGCUCCUUAUAUCCCUUUCUGAGGCAUUUCGACAACAAUCUGUUGGAAUCCGUGGAAGAUUAAUGUGUGGGGAUAAACCCGAUUCUGGGACAAAAGUAAAACUUUGGAAUAAAAAAAUUGGAAGAGAUGAUCAGCUUGCUGAUGCACGUACUGAUGCUAAUGGAAAUUAUGUGUUACAAGGAGGGAAAGGAGCACUUCUCUCCAUGGAUGUUCAUUUUAAAAUUUACACAGAUUGCAACAGAGGUAUUCUUCCCUGCCAACGCAAGAUAGAUUUAACUAUUCCAUCCGAUUAUGUAACCAGAACCAGUGACGUUCAAAAAUGGUUUGAUGGAGGCGUUUUGAAUAUGGAAUUUAAAUUUCCAGAUGAAUCUACUUCUUGUAUCAAUUAA
Molecule: messenger RNA, 441 nt
Organism: Meloidogyne enterolobii
Lineage: Eukaryota; Metazoa; Nematoda; Chromadorea; Rhabditida; Meloidogynidae
Source: the annotation of a GenBank genome assembly